AUGGCUUUCCUCUUCUCAGGAUCCACGUUAUCCAUACUCCUUGCUGGUUCAACCAUCAUCACUUCCGUGUCCGCGGUGAAUGACUGGAACACACCCUGUUUCGAUGGGACCUGUCAAUAUUCUCUCACCGCUUUGCCUGGUCAGAACGGGUCGGGGACUAUGCAGAUUUGGGGCUCAUCCAACGCGAUCUCCGAUAUAACCACCGCUGCAGGAUGGGAAAUUCUCAAUUGCUCAGCUACCGCGAUGGCUCAGGAUAUCCGUCUAGUGUGUAUGAGCAGUGAUACGGAGGGAACUGGAUGCGAUCAUUUAUUUCAAGCUGGUGGGGCGGAGGGAAAGUUGGUUAGGUUACCGGAAGAUUGUGGAAUGAGUCCGUUUGCGCGAGUUGCUCAGUCUUAUGUAUCUGGUGAUCAGUCGAUUCCUGCGGGCAUUUCUGCACGGUUCGUCAGAAGAGAUGGGGAAAAUGGGACUGGCAGUGGUAAUAGUUCCUUACCUCAAGUCCAAGGUUUAUCGCUGGAUACGAAUUUCAGUGCGGUUGAUCCGUCUAGAUACGGAAACAUUAAUAUCGCUGUCCAAGGAGCCAACUUUGCUGGUGCAGAUGUUAAUGGGACCUUAGUGUCCACUGCUACCGCAAAAAGAAGGAGUGGAUUGAGCUAUAAUGUCAGUGCUCGAGAUUUAUCGGAUUUCGUUGGAAAUGCUAUUGAUUCCAUCAAGUCCCUCUCUUCAUUCAACACCACAAAAACCAUCUCUCUUCCCCCUGUUAGCGUCGAUAAAUCGGCAACUCUCCUCAAUAAAGACAUCAAAUGCGGGAAUGUCGAUAUCAACGUGGACUUGGGUGUAGACGGCAAAGCUCAGGCGCAAAUAAGCCUGGGUGUGGCUGCGCAAGGGACAAUUGUGCCUCCAGACUUGAAUGAUUUUGCGGUAACGGUUGGGAUGGAUGCGGUUAUUGAUGGAACCGUGGAUUUGAGUGCGGGAGUUUCGACUACAUUUGACACUGGCAAGAUUCAAGUUGUGCCGCCCCUUGGGAUUCCGGGGUUAGAUUUUCCUGGUAUCCUCACCAUCGGACCUAGCUUCGACGUUCAAGCCGAAGCUACCGCAAAACUCGACAUAGCAGCAGACUUGAAAGUUGGAAUUGUGUAUAAUAUCUCAAAUGCCCAGCUAGUGUUCCCAGAUAAGAAUAAUCAGAGUGGAGGAAAUUUCGGUGUUGGCGAUACUCCUCUAACUCUCUCCGUAACCCCUUCCGUCAAAUCUACCGGAUCCCUUACCGCACACUUGAUCCCAAGUCUCAACCUUGGCAUACAAGCUCUAGAUAACAUUGCUUCGGCAACGGUGUUUUUAGAUCUCGACGCUAGUGCUACCAUGCAGCUCUCUUUGGAUGCUGUGGAUAGUGCAAGUGUCAGCGUCGAUAAUGGAGAGUCUUCCUCGAGCUCAAGUACUACCACUACCACAUCUUCAACCGGUCUGCAAUUCGGCGGAUGCGUCGAGAUCGACACCGGACUAGCUGUAAACGCAGGCGCAGACGCCAAAUUCUUCGAUCUCUUCGACGCUAGUACGCAGGUCCCGUUGUUCAGUAAGGAAUUUGUGUUGUUCAAGGUAAAUACUGAGUUAAUGUUUAUCAUAUUUCAAAGUAAAUUUAUGAGUUUGUGUUGUUGUCUAUCUAGAAAUGCUUUGGGAAUGGAAACGCUACAGGUUCUGGCACGCGAAGACGGCGGUCUCCCUCCUCAUCCUUCUCAUCUCUUCCUCACCAGUUGA
Messenger RNA from Lentinula edodes (shiitake mushroom), 1749 nucleotides. RefSeq lists its product as uncharacterized. The record is from RefSeq and is a predicted model, not a curated record. The coding region runs from base 1 to 1749 and encodes 582 amino acids. NCBI's taxonomy places the organism in Eukaryota, Fungi, Basidiomycota, Agaricomycetes, Agaricales, Omphalotaceae. The transcript is spliced from 9 exons.